Molecule: messenger RNA, 1921 nt
Organism: Lytechinus pictus (painted urchin)
Lineage: Eukaryota; Metazoa; Echinodermata; Echinoidea; Temnopleuroida; Toxopneustidae
Product: low-density lipoprotein receptor-related protein 4-like
Exons: 5
Coding region: 78-1103 (341 amino acids)
Source: RefSeq, a predicted model, not a curated record
GUCUCAAGACAGGGUGUCCAGGAUCGUGGUGUGAAAAUGAGGCAGGUCACCAGCUGUUGACUGACCACGCUCGACAAAUGGGACAAAGAUGUUGGCGAAAGAAAACAGAAAGUUUAACGACAAUAAACACGUCAACUCAAGAGGAGACGUCUGACGCACCCACGACGACCCAAGGAAGAUCCACUGAGGAGGUCACAACCACAUUUCAAAGUACAUCGGUAAGCCCACUACCGACGCAAUAUGAUCAGACAACAGCCACCCAGGUUCCAGGCAACCUCGUCACCAAAAUACUGAUAACCGAUGCACAGAAAAAGAUAUAUCUGGCAGAUCUAUCGACCUUCACUUUCCAACUUCAUAUAUCUCUUCAAGGUGAACCGUGGGAUAUUGAUUUUGAUGAAACGGGACAAAAGAUCUACUGGACUGAUAUAUCAGAUAAUGGCUUAUGGCGUGCAGACAUCGAUGGUUCCAAUGCCGUGAGGAUAAGGACAAGCACAUAUGAUGGCCCUAAAGGCUUAGCUAUAUCCCAAACAUCUCGUCAGGCUUUUUGUGCGUAUGAUGGUAGCCAUGUCGUAACUGCUACCGACCUCAAUAGCCCAGGCUCUGAGAUGGUAAUUAUAAAUCCUACAGGGAACAAUCCCAGGGCUAUCGUAGUUGACGACGAGCAAAACGUCAUUUAUUGGACACGUGACAAAGGUAUAGACAAGGCAGGGAAGGACGGCAGCAGCAAGGCAGAAGUAUACAACAAUGAAGAUCUUUCAGAUAUAGACGGACUCUCCGUUGAUGUUUCAGGUCAAAGACUCUUGUUUUCCGACAGUGGAAGGAAAAAGGUAUUUAUCUUGAACUUGAAUACGAACUCAGUUACCGAACUAACAAGUUCAUAUGAGCCCAGUGAUAUCGCCUUCUUCAACCAAAAAUUAUAUUUAUUGAAUAUCAACCCGACGGCUAUUUAUGAAGUCAACCAUUUGGAUGCAUCCCCGACUUUUGUAGAGCAUGUGGCAUCCACAUACACGGCGCCACGCCGCAUGCACAUUCAAACUGUCAUCAUGCCAAAUUUAGAUGGGAUGGAGGAGGGGGAGGAGGAGUCAGAAGAAGAAGAUGAUUAACCGACAGCAUUUACGUCAGAAUAAGACUUUUAAAACUGCUAUAUAUGAUAUGGUUAUCAAAAACAGCUACUUAAAACCAAUAACGCAAUCACUCUUCACAUUCGAUACUAGCGACACUGUAUCAUGUUUCAUGGUACAUUGGUAACUGUAGCAUAGAUUUGUAACAAAAACCAUGUGGUAUGUAAUCUUUGAUAAUAUUUGUUAAAGAACUUAAUGAUUGGCCAAUUUAUUUUUGGCGCCACGUAGAUAUUAUCGAAGCUUAAAUAAUAACCGAUUUUGUACUUAACAUUAUUCCCCUUGUCAGUCACAUAGGUCACAAAUAAGAAUGACUUUUUCAUACUGUAGAAUGACACAAGUCUUUGAAAGGAAUGCGACAAAGUUUCUUACAAUUUCUUUUCAAAAUGAUAUGUAUUAUUUAGAUCAAGUUCGAGCUACAUGUAAAACUAUGAAAGGUUUUCAUUUCAAAGAAAAAAAAAUGGAAAUAAGGUAUACAGGUAUAUUAUCAUUCAUUAAUUCACUAUUCGUGAACUGGCGUUUUACUACAUAUUACUGCUUCAUAACCUCCACAAUUAAACAAAAAGAUAAAGUUAUAUUGUAAAGGAAAGACAUUAAUUUUCAUGAAAUUUGUCAAGUACAGAAACCUGCAUUAUAAUUCAUGAUAUAGUGGAUUAACUAUGUUUAGGGACUUGCCCUUAUACAAGCUCUCUUUAAUAAUUUGUAAUGAAAUGUAAUUGAACUGUAUGUAUUAUUUUGAACAUGUACUUGUACUGUUACUUCGAUUAAAUUAUUUUGUUGAACAAAAUAAAUCUAAUCUGCUC